AUGUAUUUCGCCAACCUUCUUGCCGCCGGACUGGCGGUUUUCCGGCUGACCCAAGCCUGCAAGACCGACGAAGACUGCAGUCUGAAUGGUAUAUGUCGCCGUAGCCCACCAGCACGCGGUUCCAGUCCUUCCAGAUCCAAAGUCUGCCACUGCGACGCGGGCUGGUUCGGCGAUGACUGCGGCCGUCUCGAUCUCGCCCCAGCGUCCAAAACUAACGGGUACAACCACACAACCGCAACGGACCCAACCCACUUCGGCCCGCAUGGCAACUCCUCCUGGGGCGGGCAGAUUCUACAAGACCCCGACGACCCAAAGCUAUUCCACCUCUUCGCUUCGCAGUUUGCCGACGGCUGCGGUUUAUCAGGUUGGAGACCGAGCUCGUUUAUCAUGAGAGCCGAGUCGAGGAGUGGUCCUCAGGGACCAUAUCACUACGCAGACGCCGUCAGCACGCCGUUCCGACAUAACCCAUAUAUAUUCUGGAGCCCUGCAGACAAAAAGUAUCUUCUCUACGCCACGGGCGUGGACGCGCCACCGGCAGAGCGAUGUCGGAGUAUCAGCUACACGCAGUGGCCGAACAAUAUCUCCGUCUCGAGCGCAGAAAGUAUUCGUGGCCCCUGGACGCCGUGGAAGCUCAUCUUGGCUUCUACCGAGCCGCACUCGACGAAUCCCGCGCCGUGGCCGCUUUGGAGUCCUAGAGAUCGCUCGCACAAGAUUGCGCUUGGGGUUGAGGAUGUGGCCAUUUUCACUGCUGACAGGUGGGAUGGCGAGUACGAGCAGGUGUACACGCCUACAUGGAACACGAGUGAGUGGAGUUCAACCUGGACAGAGGAUCCAUUCCUAUGGCGGGAUAAGCGCGGAAACUGGCACGCACUCGUGCACUGGAUGAUCGAUCUAGUCGAGCAUGACGGGCAGAAGUUCCCGCGGGUCGGGGCGCAUGUAUUUGCGAGGGAGUUAACAGGCCCGUGGCAUUUCAAGCAGCAGGAAGCGUUUAAUUCGACUGUUUACUUUGAAGAUGGGACUGUGCAGACGCUGAAGCGGAGGGAGAGGGCAAAGAUCUUCUUUAGUGACGAUGGCGAGAUGACGCCUCUGUACCUGAUUAAUGGCGUGCAGGAAAUGGAUCAGGGCUCACUUAGUUCAACCUUUAUCCAGCCGAUUGGAAAGAAAUGGAGGGAGUAUGAACGAAGGCUGGGGUUCUAAUUCUUAUAUAGGGAUUGCACAGUGCUGGUUGUUACGAGAUUGGCUGGACUUGGCUACUGUUUUGAAUACUGCAUGCCAUGAUCCCAUGAUCCCAUAAGCAUCACUUGCAGGCCAAGACUGGCUAAGAGAAGGUCGGAAUGGACGGCUCCAAAUUUGAAUCAAGUCGCUGUCUAGUGGCCUAAACAGGGACGCCUUCUCAAUGCCCGGAGCAUAAGUUGUUGUUUUCGUGGGCAGGAUAACCGCUAUAAACUUAGAAUAUAUGGGCAUGUUCAACCAUCAAGGGUGGCGUCUAGUCAAUGGGUUCGCGUUGCGCAGUCCUUGCUCUCUCCAAACAAACCAGCAUUGUAUGUCCGAGUACCGGCCCAGUCACG
Molecule: messenger RNA, 1568 nt
Organism: Aspergillus calidoustus
Lineage: Eukaryota; Fungi; Ascomycota; Eurotiomycetes; Eurotiales; Aspergillaceae
Source: the annotation of a GenBank genome assembly